Molecule: messenger RNA, 1637 nt
Organism: Cornus florida
Lineage: Eukaryota; Viridiplantae; Streptophyta; Magnoliopsida; Cornales; Cornaceae
Product: phospholipase A(1) LCAT3
Exons: 11
Coding region: 103-1446 (447 amino acids)
Biological process (GO): lipid metabolic process
Source: RefSeq, a predicted model, not a curated record
UCACUGCCACUCUUGGGAAAAAAAACUCAGCAGACCCAAUCGGUGUAAUCGCCGGCGAACCACAACUAUCUCCGCCGUCUCUGGCGUAAGCCUCACCAUAUCAUGAUCGGAGACUGUUGUUGCUUUCGUGGCCGGAGUUCCGGCGACGACGACCCCGACCGGGACCCGGUUCUGCUGGUUUCCGGCAUUGGGGGGUCCAUUCUGCAUUCAAAGAAGAAGAAGCGCGGGUUUGAGACUCGGGUAUGGGUCCGGAUCCUCCUGGCUGAUUUGGAAUUCAGGAAGAAGAUAUGGUCUCUCUAUAAUCGCAAAACUGGUUAUACAGAAUCAUUGGAUGAUAGCACUGAAAUUGUGGUCCCUGAAGAUGAUUAUGGACUGUAUGCAAUUGAUAUUUUAGAUCCCUCAGUGUGGGUAAAAUGUGUACAUUUGACCGGGGUAUACCAUUUUCAUGACAUGAUUGAUAUGCUUGUUGGAUGUGGGUACAAGAAAGGGACUACAUUGUUUGGAUAUGGUUAUGACUUCCGGCAAAGCAAUAGAAUUGACAAGGCAAUGGAGGGCUUUAAAGCAAAGUUGGAUACUGCGUACCAAGCUUCUGGGGGAAGAAAAGUUAAUAUAAUUUCACAUUCAAUGGGUGGAUUGUUAGUGUUGUGUUUCAUGUCACUCCAUAAUGAUGUAUUUUCCAAGUAUGUGAGUAAGUGGAUUUCCAUCGCAUGCCCUUUCCAAGGUGCACCAGGAUGCAUCAAUGAUUCUCUCUUAACUGGGUUGCAGUUUGUUGAAGGUUUUGAAAGUUUCUUUUUUGUGUCAAGGUGGACAAUGCAUCAACUGUUGGUUGAGUGCCCAUCAAUAUAUGAGAUGUUGCCAAAUCCAGAGUUCAUGUGGAAAAAGCAACCUGAAAUUCAGGUGUGGCGAAAACAACCAAAGGAAGAGGAAACUUCAGUUAAAUUGGAAUCCUAUGGGCCAACUGAAAGUGUUACUUUGUUCGAUGAAGCAUUGAGGAAUAAUGAGCUGAAUUAUGACGGGAAAACCGUAGCUCUACCCUUCAACUUCUCUAUUCUCAAAUGGGCUGCUGCCACUCGCCAAAUUGUCAAUAACGCUCAACUACCAAAAGGGGUUUCUUUCUAUAACAUCUUUGGAACAUCAUUUGACACACCUUUUGAUGUUUGCUAUGGUUCAGAAACUUCUCCAAUUGAAGAGCUGUCCCAACUAUGCCACACGAUGCCCCAGUACUCUUAUGUGGAUGGAGAUGGAACUGUUCCUGCAGAAUCUGCAAAGGCGGAUGGAUUCGCAGCGGCGGAGAGGGUAGGAGUUGCUGCUACUCACCGGCAACUAUUAUGUGAUAAAACAGUAUUUCAGCUUAUCCAGAAGUGGUUAGAAGUUAGCCCGAAGGUCAGCAAGCACUCAAAAACCUCCAAAACUUCUAGUAGAGUAAUGAAUGUCUAUUCAGAUUGAGGUUUUUUUGUGUGUGUGUGUUGUGUGUGUGUGUAAAGAUCAUUCCAAAUUGUCUUCGUUUGUUCAAGUAUUUACUUAUUUUCUUGGUAACAACAUAUUAUCAACAAGUUCAUAUUAAUGGCUUCGUGAUGUAUAAAACUAUAAAUUUGGUUUUCCUACCAAUCUAUGUGAGAUGCACUCCUUUAGUUUGA